Molecule: messenger RNA, 964 nt
Organism: Lathyrus oleraceus (garden pea)
Lineage: Eukaryota; Viridiplantae; Streptophyta; Magnoliopsida; Fabales; Fabaceae
Exons: 5
Coding region: 128-787 (219 amino acids)
Biological process (GO): proteasome regulatory particle assembly
Cellular component (GO): cytoplasm; nucleus
Molecular function (GO): protein binding
Source: RefSeq, a predicted model, not a curated record
GUUAUUUUUUAAAUCCCAAUCUUAAUAAACAACUCUAGUUCUCUCGCAGUUGAACAAAGGGCAAACAGCAAAAGGGUUUGAGCGAUCUACACAGUAGAAGAAAGAAGAGAAUUGAGUGAAUUCGAAAAUGGUGGGAACAAACUUGAAGGCAGAAACUUCGUCUUUAAUGGACAAACGGAGUUUGUUAGAGUCUGAAAUGAACUCCAUCAUCGCCCGUCUUUCUCAACCCGGCGCCCCCGGUCUCUCCGGCAACCUCCUUGAUUCUGAGGGUUUUCCUCGUUCUGAUAUCGAUGUUCCAGUUGUUAGAGCAGAACGACGUCGCCUUGCAGAGCUGCGUAAUGAUUACACGGAGAUAACAAAAAAGAUUGAUCAAAAUGUACAAAUUUUGCUUUCACCAAGACUAGGAAAGAAUAUAUCAGGCAUACAUACCUCAUCAACUGUAGAAGCUGUUGCAUCAACACCAUCACAGAAUGUCCCUUUGAGUCCUUCCUCCAACUCAAUGGCUGUGGAUGUCUUGGUUAGUCGACCCUUUGCAGUGGUUGACGAGAUAUCAGAUGCAUCACCAGCAGUAGAGGAUGGUUUACAACUUGGAGAUCAAAUUUUGAAAUUUGGCAAUGUUGAAGUGGGUGAAAAUUUGCUCCCGAGGUUGGCUUCUGAGUCCCAGUCAAACAUGGGUCAAGCAGUACCUGUUAUCAUCAUGAGGCAAGGCACAGUGAUCAACUUAACUAUCACACCUAGAACUUGGCCAGGCAGAGGUUUACUGGGAUGUCAUUUUCGGAUCUUGUAGAUGUUCAUCUUUGGUGACAGUUUGCCUCUUCUGCAGACUCAUGCAAAGUUUCCUACUUUUGAAACUUGUCUCUGCACGACUUUGUUUGAUUAUGUAAUAGAUAGUAACAACCGACUUUUGAUUUUGGUGGUGAACUAACCCAGUUAAGUGAUAUAUAGCCUAUUUAGUUUCUUUUUA